This is a messenger RNA of Pogonomyrmex barbatus (red harvester ant), 2162 nucleotides long. RefSeq lists its product as uncharacterized. NCBI's taxonomy places the organism in Eukaryota, Metazoa, Arthropoda, Insecta, Hymenoptera, Formicidae. The record is from RefSeq and is a predicted model, not a curated record.
AUGCAAAAUCACAAUAACAAAAUCAAUAAAGAGGUAAACGGAUAAGACAAUUUUCAUUCUGUUCAUUCUAAUUUACAUGUUUGUAUUGCCUAUGAAAGAGAUUCGUGUAAAACAUCAAAUAAAUAAUACAGUAAAAAAAGCUCUGUAGACGUGGUCUUGAAAUAUACUUGAAAUAACAUUGCAAAAUGAUGGAGAGGAUUUUUUUUGUUUCGUUGUCCAAUUCCUACCGCCAACUCUACCUACCAACGACAGGUACAAUAGCAAUUGUAAAAUAUCCCGUAAUAAUUUUGCCAGCGCUUUGGGCGGUCAAUUGACGUCAUCUGACAGAAUUUCAUAGUACUAUCUCUCAAAGUAGGCAAGCGACAAGGGAGGUAAAGGCGCGCGCAAGUGCUCCGACAUCUCAUAUGGCGGAUAUCUGAGGGGACCGGUGUCAAUACCAGAGAGAGAGAGAGAGAGAGAGACAUGACUUUCCCAAGAGACAAUCGAUAGCAUAAUCUUCGAUUACGCAUUGAUUCAAUUAGGAAGAUGUGAGUAUCGAGAUAUGUAUAAUUAUUGCCAAUUAAGGACAGUCGGUUGGGUCUAUUAUUCGUUCGUACGAUCUUUACUUUUUUUCUUUCAGGAGAGCCUUGUGUCGCGUUAACGCGUCGAUCAUUCUCGGCUUGCCAUGAGAUUGCCGCUUUUAUUAAUAUUUCGCACGAUGAAUCCUGCGUGUAAACGAAUCCCGUGUCUCGCCUUUGCUUACCACGCCCGGCACUCGAAAUGGUUCGCGUGUGAGGCAGCGAUGAAUUCUAUUAGACAGUUGGUCUAAAAGAGUUCAGCUAUGGCUGAAGGUGGAACGGAACCAAAGUCUAUUGACGGUCAAAUUUCGAGAGGUCAGUUAGAGAUAAACGAAUGCCUCGGUAACUGGUUGACGUACUUACAGACACUUAAUGGCCUAUGUACAGCUGGUACUAAACUGGCUCAAUCUCUGCAAGCGCUUCUCUCCGUGCAUGAUACAGUGGCGCAGUGCCGUCUGACAGGCCAAUGUCUAGCUGGAUGGGAAGAAUUGACGAAAGCUACGCAUAUAGCCAGCAGUACAGUUAAAAAUCAUGUGAUCACUGCUUUAAGGGAUCACGAAGCUCGCGACAAUGAUGGAGAUAAGCAUGAUAUUCUCAGAGAAAAUCUCUUGACAUUCAUAAACUUGCAGUAUCAGUUUUGCGUUGCUUGUUGCGAGUGCUUGGGUGGCAUGGCAGAAUGCUCUUGUUCUCAGAGCGGCAGUGGUGAUUGCGAUAUCGCCGCGCUUCAGCAAUGUUUCGAGCGUCUUUACAGCUCGCCGGUACCCCCAAUUUCUUCCUCGUCUACCCAACACUCCACGCAGAAUCGGAGAUCUCCCUUGCCAUAUUCAUUAUUUCCUCUGCAGGUUCAGAGGAGAUGGUCGGAAACAGCCGCGGCGGAAAUGUCAGGCGAGUCCGCCGAGAGCACGAUGAGGCGCUGGUCGAUGCCCUGGGAUUGCAAGCACGUCAUAGAAUGGCCGCGUCAGGACGCGAGGUCGCGAUUAAGGGUGCCUCAGCAGGACCGUAGUAGGUCGACCACGCCCGACUCAGUGUGGAAAACAUCCACGAUGGCUAGUCAGGACGGUCUCCAGGAGGCCAUUCAGCUGUUGUCUUGCAAGCCAGGAGUUCGGCCGUCCAAUCAGCUCUCGGCUUAUACUAGUCAACAUAUCCCGGGCGUCACUUUGACGACCUGCAAUUUCGAUUCGAAUUACGAUUCCGCUAUUUGGUCAGGGUCACGUAGGGUAGGUUCACCCAGAUGCUGGCCUCAGGACUCCAGCGAUCAUUCCGAUCAGUCCGGUCACCGUGAUAGCGAUCAUAGUGUUCAUAGUGGCGAGCACAGGGACUCGGAACAAAGUGGUGCCAGUGGCAGUCAUGGCGACAGCAAGGAUAGCAUUCACUCCCAUUGCGAUCAUAGAGAAACUGAAACUGGUGAGUGCGUCAGUAUCGUGCUCCUAAUGUUUUAUAUUCGCCGAAACGCUCCGAAAAUGAUGUUAAGGUUCAAUCAAAGUUCAAGCGCGAUGAUCUUAGAUCAAACGUUUCUUUGAAGGUACAGCGGACACACUGCCAUCUCGCAAGAGCAGCUCGUCAACCGACUCCUGUGUCUCGGCGCACAGCCGAUCGGGUUCGGAA